UGUGGGAACACGUGGUUUCUGCAGGCAGCUCUACGGGCGCACCACUUCCUCUCACGUUUGGAUUCCUGCACUUUUUAUGUGUGUGUGUGUGUGUGUGUGUGAGAGAGAGAGAGAGAGAGAGAGUGUGUGUGUGUCUCCGGUUACUGCUGCGGGUACCACAGAGAGCCGAGCUGGACCGGGAUACAUCCUCACCUCUGCAUCUCUCAGAGCUACCAGACAAAACAACCAGUUCAGUUCUCUCGCUCUUGCAGCAACAAAGUUCAUUGCCGCUUUUUUUUUUCUCUUUUCUUUUUCCGCUGCAGCGUCUGAGGGGCGACCCUGAAGUUACCUGCGCUGUAGGAGAUCCUCCCAGGAGUGAAGAGUCACGGAUGGCGCUCCGACUUUUUUAGCUGACGCUACCCCACACAAAGAUAACAGUGGAUAUUUUGGGGGAGGAAAGUCGCACAUCCGAGGUGCCGUGCGCUCGCAGGGGAGCUUUUGGGCGCACUGCCACUGCGAUGCUGUGGAUGUAACUUCAAACAGCAGCUUCUUUCACAACGGUACAGUCCCGUGAGCCACAAUGAAAGACGACUUUGCCGACGAGGAGGAGGUGCAGUCCUUUGGUUAUAAGAGGUUUGGAAUUCAGGAAGGAACGGAGUGCACCAAGUGUAAAAAUGACUGGGCUCUGAGGGCGGCGAUUGCACUGCUCUAUGUGCUCUGUGCACUGCUCACUAUAGCAGUGGCUGUCCUCGGGUACAAAGUGGUCCAGAGAAUGGACAAUGUCUCGGAGGGCAUGCAGAACUAUGGAGGCAAGAUCAAUGCUGUGGAGACAGACCUGAAGAAACUAGAUGAUCAGGCCGGAGCAAAGUCAGUCAAUUCAACAGGUGAAAUCAAGACUUUCAAGAGAGACCUGGAGGCAUUACAGAGCCAGCUGAACGAUAUCGCCCUCAGAGCGACCCAAAACAGAGACAUGCUGGAUGAUCUUCGGAUCACAGGAGACGACCUGCAGAACGGCCACGACUCCCUGCAGAGUUUUCUGAAGGGCAACGCGGCCUCACUGCGUGGAGUCAACCAGACCUUAUCCUCCUACAGUGGCAUGAUUGACAACCUCCAGACAGACACUGCACGGCUCCAGUCGGACAUACAGAGUCAGGUCAAAGAGCAGAGCCAGACCCAAGUCAGUGUCAGCGCCCUUAACAUUACUCAGUCCCAGCAACGGAAUCUGCUCAGCGCGCUGCAGAAGACGGUAGAAGACGCAGGCCAGGCUGUGCAGAAACUGAAGAAUGACUAUCAGGGUCUGCAGCAGACGGCCAGGCAGACGCGGGCUGACACGGAGUGGCUGAAGGAAAAGGUCCUGAACCUCCAGGUUUUGGCUGCCAACAACUCAGCCCUGGCCCGGUCCAAUGGUGAUGCUCUGGAUGACUUGGGGGCUCAGCUCAGCACGCUGGCCAGCCAGAUCCAGAACGCCUCAGCUCUGGCCGAGGGGCACGACCAGAGCCUGCGCGAGCUGAUGGACCACCAGAGAGACCACGAUAACACCACCUCGUCCAAGUUUGACGAGAUUGAGGCCCGACUAGACAGACACGAGAACGACAUGGACCGCGUGACGGGAAACGUGAGCUUCGCCUCGCAGCUCCUGGGCGCCAUCAGCUCCGACCUGAACGGCCUGAGGUCCUGUGCUGAGACGGUGGUGCGACACACAGACCUGUUAGUGGGGCUGAAUGGAAGCGUGAUGGAGGCUCAGGCGGACAGCCACGAGCUGCGCGUCCAGCAGGAUGAGCUGAGAGCCAGGUUGGACAAAGAGGUCAGCAGCCUCUCCAUGAUUAUGGAGGAGAUGAAGCUGGUUGACAGCAAGCACUCACAGCUCAUCACCAACUUCACCAUCCUGCAGGGUCCACCAGGUCCAAGAGGCGCCAGGGGUGACAAGGGUCCCCAGGGGCCGGUGGGCCAGACAGGACAAAAGGGUGAUAAAGGAGACAAAGGGAUGCCAGGGUUGGUGGGACUUAAAGGAGAGAAAGGUGCUGUUGGACCACUGGGUGGGACAGGGCCAAAGGGUGCAGCCGGGCCUCGAGGUCUUCCAGGGGCCAAAGGGUCAAGAGGGUCUGGAGGCCGACCUGGAAACCCUGGUGAGAAAGGUGACCCUGGGAAUCCAGGACCUCCUGGUAGGGACGGAAUGGCAGGCAUUCCGGGACCGGCAGGGCCUUCGGGGCCGAGAGGAGCAGCAGGUCCCGCAGGGCUGGAGGGGCCUCGUGGUCCUGUUGGACCUAUCGGCCCUGCUGGACCUCCCGGACUACCAGGGCUGCCUGCGCCUGUACUUCCUCCCCUUUCAAAGCCUCCUCAGCCCACUCGGCCUGCUCAGGUCCCUGAAUCCCCAAAACCACCUCAACCUCCCAAACCAGCAGUGGAACAAGAAGGCACCGUGUCCCGGCAGGUCCAGCCCCCUGUGGCCACUGCUCCAGCACCCGGUUGCCCAUCUGGAUUCAAAAAGUUUGGAGACAGCUGCUACUACUUCUCCUCUGUUUCUCAGAGACUCAACUUUGACGAGUCCAGCCAGUUUUGUGCUAACAUGUCAUCUUAUAUGCUCAUUAUUAAUGAUAAUGAGGAACAGACAUUCGUGAGAAAUGCAAUUGCAGGAAAAGGUUAUUUCUGGCUCGGCCUCACUGACAGGGAGGAGGAGAAUGUCUGGAAAUGGGUGGAUGGAACUUUACCUGUGUUCAAAAAGUGGAAGCCUGGCCAGCCUGAUAACUGGACUCACGGACACGAACAAGGCGAGGACUGCGCUGGGCUUAUCCAUAACGCCAACUGGAAUGAUUUCUACUGCACUGACCGCAUCGGUUUCAUCUGUGAACGUGCCUCUGACCUGGAAGUUCCAGUUUUAUAGCAUCCAUCUAAGACAGUGUGAGCUGUCUCUGGGAGAACGAUGAAGAGGCUGAAGUGGAGGUCGAAGAUGGGAGGAUGAUGAAGGACAGGAGGAGGAGAAGGAGCUCUGGAUGUCUGGAGGACUUUGAUAUAACCAGCUCAGUCAAGCAACACAGAGACUUUGGACUGAUCUUUGUCUUAACGGCACUUUACAACACAGUUUGGUGCAGAAGACAGAGCAAGCACAGGCCCACUAUGGUAUUGAUUUAGAAUCUGUACUGAAGGAAACAUAAGAAUGUAGGCAUUUAUGUAGGCUAUACUAAGUCAUUAUUUGGUGCAGCCACUGUUGUACAGGUGUGUCUGUAAAUAAUAUUUCACAAUAUCUGCAUUGCUGGUUGGGACUCAAUUUCAUAUUGUAUUUUUUUUCUUGACUGUCUUCUCAGUCUUUACACGAAAAGUCUAUAGAAAGUCUAUAUAUAUAUAAGUCUAUAAAGUGGAACUAUUUUUAUACUGUCAAGUACUUCACAGAAUCAGCACUGUGAAUAAACUCCUGGGAAAAAAAAUGAUGAGCACCCACUCACCGUCAGCAAACGACUGCAAACUGACAUAAUGAAUUGAAGUAAAGCUAGUGUGAAUUACAAAUUCUGCAAACUGAAAUGUCAGCGUCAUUUUGUUGUUUCGUUUUUCGAGAACAGGUGCUCAGUGUGAGCAUCACUGCUGUUUUAUGAAGGACAGUAUUUCUUAGAUUUUAGACUGCCAGUACGAGUUUUAUACAAUAUGAGGGCACACUUUAACAAUAUGUACAUUUUUUUAUAUAAUAUAGCCAUCAUAUGAUGAUUUAUUCAUUAUGUCAAGUACAAUAUGUGAAAUAUGCUACAUGUUUAUAAUUUUCAUAAUCAGUUGUUAUUGUUGUAUGAUUGACUUUUUCCAGUUCAUAAAGUGCUUUAGGACUGAGUAGCAGUUUGUAAUCUGGCUCCAGGCUCAUUACGCCUUUUAAUGAAAUUAUGAAGUUCCUAUGGAUCAAAAUAAAAUGGGAAAGAAACCGUG
Molecule: messenger RNA, 3885 nt
Organism: Acanthopagrus latus (yellowfin seabream)
Lineage: Eukaryota; Metazoa; Chordata; Actinopteri; Spariformes; Sparidae
Gene: colec12
Product: collectin sub-family member 12
Exons: 10
Coding region: 560-2860 (766 amino acids)
Source: RefSeq, a predicted model, not a curated record